Phanerochaete carnosa HHB-10118-sp is the source of this 1430-nucleotide messenger RNA. RefSeq lists its product as uncharacterized. The transcript has 6 exons. NCBI's taxonomy places the organism in Eukaryota, Fungi, Basidiomycota, Agaricomycetes, Polyporales, Phanerochaetaceae. Bases 41 to 1207 code for a protein of 388 amino acids. The record is from RefSeq and is a predicted model, not a curated record.
ACUAGCACUGCCUUGUCGCCGUACCACCUCUGAUUAUAAUAUGAGCAGCGUCUGGGCACCUGCACCUGAGCCUCCGACCAAGCUUGGUCGCCAUAGACAGCUCGCGGUUGGGGCGGGUCUUCAUGUGUCCCCAAUCCAGCUCGGCGCGAUGAGCAUUGGCGACAAAUGGCAUCGUGUCGGCAUGGGCACGAUGGACAAGGAAAGCAGCUUCAAGCUCCUCGAUGCAUAUCAUAAGGCUGGCGGAAACUUCAUUGAUACAGCCAACGUCUACCAAGAUGAAACUUCUGAGGAGUUCAUCGGCGAGUGGAUGGAAUCUCGGGGCGUUCGGGACCAGAUGGUCGUCUCCACCAAGUAUAGUCUGCUUUACAAGCGGGGAGCCAGUUUCGAAGAGAUCCCGCAGAAGACGCAAUUUGUCGGUAACAACCUCAAAUCAAUGCACGUCUCGGUCAACGAUUCGCUGCGUAAGCUGCGCACGAGCUACAUCGAUAUUUUGUACCUGCAUUUCUGGGACUACAACUGUACCGUUGAGGAGGUCAUGAACGGGCUGCACCAUCUCGUCGCGCAGGGUAAGGUCCUAUAUCUCGGCAUCUCCGACACACCCGCGUGGAUUGUCUCGAAGGCGAACAACUACGCGCGCAUGAGUGGCAAGACGCCGUUUGUGAUCUACCAGGGCGAGUGGAAUAUCAUCCAGCGCGACUUCGAGCGCGAUAUCCUGCCCAUGUGCAUCCACGAAGGCAUGGCCGUGGCGCCAUGGAACGUGCUUGUGGCCGGCAGGAUACGAACAGACGCAGAGGAGGAGCGACGGAUGCAGUCAGGCGAGGGCGGCCGCACAAUGCUACAGUUCCGAGACGGCUGGCUCAGGAACGAGACAGAACGCCGAGUUUGCAAGGCUCUGGAGAAGGUCGCCGAAGAGGUCGGGGCGAAGAACAUCACAUCAGUCGCCAUCGCGUAUCUCAUGCAGAAGGCCCCUCGCGUCUUCCCCGUCAUUGGCGGGCGUAAGAUCGAGCAUCUGCACGCCAACAUCGAGGCACUCGACAUCUCUCUCAGUCCCGAGCAGAUGAAGUUACUGACCGACACGGUGCCCUUCAACAAGGGUUUCCCAUACUCACUCUUCGGUGACGGGUCUGACUACAAUAUCGUAUACAAAGCGGCUGGGCACUGCGACAGGUGGCCUGCGCCACAGGCUAUUCGUCCGCAGAAGGCAUAGCGGCGUCGCACUCGUGAUUCGUGACGCAUUCAACGAGUGUUCGCUGUUCUCAGGGUGUAGAGCUCUCGUGCCCGCUUCGGUCGUUUUAAGUUUUUCGAAGCGCCGCUAAAUGUUUCUGCUGUGCAAAUGUACAGAUGUGAGAGUAUGGACUUGAAAGCUUGAUACGCGGAACUCCGCCGUUCCUACAUCAUGCCACGUCGAAUAUCACAAGUCAGAGUGAAAC